GCACAUCUACAUAUUCUUCGUUCAUCAUGGUUGCAACAACGUCAGAGCAGCUAGCAGCCCUGUCAGGAACCACCGUCGUCGUUCACCCGCUUGUACUUCUAUCUGUAACCGACCAUCAUGCGCGCUCUGUUUCACGAAGCUCAAGUAAACGCGUCAUUGGCAUUUUGCUGGGGCAAGACAACGGCAAGACCAUCAAUGUUGCCAACUCGUUUGGUAUUCCCUUCGAGGAGGACGAGAAGGACUCAAAGACGUGGUUCCUCGACCACAAUUAUAUUGAAGGCAUGUGGGAGAUGUUCAAGAAGGUCAACGCUCGAGAACGCAUGAUCGGGUGGUAUCACACUGGCCCCAAAUUACGCGCAUCAGACCAGGAAAUCAAUGACCUCCUCAAGCGGUAUAUUGCACGGCCCGUGAUGGUCAUUGUUGAUGUACGGCCACAAACAGUGGGCAUUCCAACCGACGCAUACUUCGCCGUAGAGGAGAUCAAGGACGAUGGCACAGAAACGCGCAAAACAUUCCUGCACGUACCGUCGGCCAUUGAGGCAGAGGAGUCAGAGGAAAUUGGUGUCGAGCACCUCCUACGCGACAUUAAGGACUCGACAACAACCACCCUCGCAACGCGAGUUUCAGAACAGCUAGCUUCGCUGCGCGGUCUACAAUCACGUCUCGCUGACAUCCAGAAAUACCUCCUAGACGUUGCUGCUGGACGAAUGCCAGUGAAUCACCAGAUUGUUUACAACCUCCAAGAUGCACUCAACCUCCUGCCCAAUCUCACCGACCCCGAAACCACGCAAAGUUUUGCGACAAGUACAAACGACCAACUUCUGGUUAUCUACUUGAGUAGCCUCUUACGCGCGGUGAUUGCGCUGCACGCGCUUGUUGACAACAAGGCGUCCAUUGGUCGGGCAGAGGCGGAGGAGACUAAGGAUGUGGGGGAUAAGGGUAAGAAGGAUAAGAACGGGAAGUCUGACGAGAAGGGCGACAAGGACGACAAAGAGAAAGCGGACAAGGGCAAAGACACUAAGAGCAGUCUCGCGGAUAAGGGCCUGUAGCAUAAUCUCACAUUGUGGACCUACUUCGAUAGUUUUUAUUGCUCUGUUGCAUGCCAUCAAACUUCCGAGAUGUGGUCCUUUCCACUUUGUCUCGCACCCUU
Postia placenta MAD-698-R-SB12 is the source of this 1150-nucleotide messenger RNA. RefSeq lists its product as hypothetical. Gene Ontology annotation, cellular component: proteasome complex; proteasome regulatory particle. Gene Ontology annotation, molecular function: protein binding; metallopeptidase activity. The record is from RefSeq and is a predicted model, not a curated record. Lineage: Eukaryota; Fungi; Basidiomycota; Agaricomycetes; Polyporales; Adustoporiaceae. The coding region runs from base 27 to 1049 and encodes 340 amino acids. The transcript is spliced from 5 exons. Gene Ontology annotation, biological process: proteasome-mediated ubiquitin-dependent protein catabolic process.